Molecule: messenger RNA, 1522 nt
Organism: Dimorphilus gyrociliatus
Lineage: Eukaryota; Metazoa; Annelida; Polychaeta; Dinophilidae
Source: the annotation of a GenBank genome assembly
CAUGUCACGUCCGCAGAGAUCCCCCCAUCCUGUGAAAAAGUACGUCGAACGCGUCGCGUCGUUGGAUAUAGAAGAAUACCCACAGUGGGAUUUAAAUAAAGAAUUGCCGAAACUUCCCGUUCCGGAUGUCGAUGUAACGCUUGAUAAGUAUUUGCGCUGUAUACGACCAUUGGUAGGUGAUUCCCAGUAUGAGAAUACAAAAAGAUUGGUUGGGAAAUUUCGAGAGACGGUCGCUAACGAUCUGCAAAGCGAGCUACUCGACUACGCGAAUCAAGUGGAAAAUUGGGCAUUCGAUUUCUGGUUGGAAGACAUGUAUUUUAAAAACAAACUCGCUCUUCCGGUCAAUUCUAACCCCGGAAUGGUCUUUCCAAGACAGAAUUUCCCUGAAAAGAGUGACGCCUUAAGAUUCGCCGCCAGACUUAUUUCGGGUAUUUUGGAUUAUAAGCUUGUGAUUGACUCAAAACAACUUCCGGUCGAUCGCGCCCGGCAUAGCAAGAAAGGACAACCAUUAUGUAUGGAACAAUAUUAUAGAUUAUUUUCAACUUAUCGGGAACCCGGCAUCCAUAAAGAUUCUCACGUAUAUAUGUCUACCACCGGCAAUAUAGAACCGGAACACAUUAUUGUUGCAUGUAAUAACCAGCUCUUCCCGCUGUAUCUAAAACAUAAUCGAAGCCGACUAAGUGUUGAUAAUAUUUACGCACAAUUGAAGAGGAUCAUGACCCUUGCCGAUGAAGGAGAUGCUAACGAGGAAGUGGGAGUCUUAACCAGUUUACAGCGAGAUAAGUGGGCUGAAUGUCGGUUGAAAUUGAUGGAAGAACCGGUCAAUAAAAGGAGUUUAAGCCUGAUAGAGAAUAGUAUCUUCAUACUUUGUAUUGAUCAUACGCUACCGGCCACAUUCAAUCAUCAAACGACCGGAAAGAAUCGUGACGACGUUUCUCAAGCCCUUCAGAUGCUUCAUGGGCUUGGAAGCUCCUUUAAUUCCUGCAAUAGAUGGUACGACAAGACUAUGCAAUUUGUUGUUUGCAUGGAUGGAACUUGCGGUCUUAAUUACGAACAUUCCCCUGCAGAGGGCAUUGCUGUUGUUCAGCUUAUAGAACAUCUUCUCAAAUAUAUGGAUGAACUGCAAAAGCAGAAGUUAUGUAGAUUGAUGUCAUUGACGGAUCUGGAUGAGCCACAGAAGUUAAACUGGGAAUUGAAGCCAGAAAUACUAGAUGAAAUUCAACUCGCCCGUAACAGAAUCGAUAAAUUAAUCGAAUCGCUCGAUUUACACAUACUCCGUUUUUCUGACUAUGGAAAAGAAUUUGUUAAGUCUCAAAACAUGAGUCCGGAUGCUUUUAUUCAACUGGCUCUUCAGCUAACUUACUACAAAGAGUACAAGAAAUUGGUCUCAACUUACGAAAGUGCAUCAAUUAGAAGAUUCCGUUUUGGUAGAGUUGACAAUAUACGAGCCUGCUCUUCAGAAGCCCUUGACUGGGUUCGAGCUAUGGUUGAUGAAAUUCAAGUUUCGGUUAGACCAGAAUAA